This is a messenger RNA of Lycium barbarum (goji berry), 1728 nucleotides long. RefSeq lists its product as uncharacterized. The transcript has 5 exons. Lineage: Eukaryota; Viridiplantae; Streptophyta; Magnoliopsida; Solanales; Solanaceae. Gene Ontology annotation, molecular function: zinc ion binding; nucleic acid binding. The coding region runs from base 1 to 1728 and encodes 575 amino acids. The record is from RefSeq and is a predicted model, not a curated record.
AUGGGAGUAAGGGUGUAUGUUGAGCUUAAGAGAGAAAACAGGGGAUUUAAAGCAUAUCCGUUGUGCGUUAGCAUAACUGAUAAUGAUCUUGGGAAUUUUGUGUCAGGCGAAUCUACAGUUGGAGACGAUAUGUUUCAACUUGAAUUUAAUGAUUAUAUGUAUGCUAUGGACGUAGUUGAUUCAAAUGAUUUGGAUGCGUCGAAUUGUGCUAAGGCUGUUGUUUUAUUUGAAAACAACGAUGGCUGGAUAAUUUUGAACAAGGAACAUAAGGAUGUUUUUGUUGAUCAAAUCUACAAAGAUAAGGACACUCUGAAGAAUGUUAUGGCGAAUUAUGCAAUUCGCAAAAGAUUCAAUUUCAGGACAGAGAGGUCGAAUGCCGUAAGUUACACUCUGGUAUGCUGUUCAACUGAUUGUCGUUGGAAAUUCAGAGCUUCAAGUAUUGCGAACUCUGAAAUGUUCAGAGUGAGAUCUUUUCAUGACGAACAUACGUGUCCAUUGAAGGACAAAGUGUAUUCCCAAAGGCAAGCAACAAGUUGGUUGAUUGGUGCGUCAGUUGUUAAGCCAAAAAUAGCAAAUCACAAGAGGAAAUAUACACCUGGUGAUAUAGUAGACGACGUAAAAAAUGACUAUGGCGUUGAUGUUUCUUAUAUGACGGCCUGGAGGGCUAGAGAAAAGGCAAUGAAUGAAUUAAAAGGGGAACCAACAGAAUCAUACAAGAAGUUACCGGGAUAUGUGUACAUAUUGGAUAAAACAUACCCUGGAUCACAUGUGAGAAUGCACAAAUCACAACAAAACGAGUUCUUGUAUUUGUUUAUAGCACUUAAAGCGUUCAUAAAAGGCUUCGAUUGUUGUAGACCAAUAGUUGUAGUAGAUGGUUCCCACCUUAAAACUACAUAUAAUGGUACUUUUGUAUCAGCCAGCACGUUGGAUGGUACAGGUAAUAUUCUACCAUUGGAAUAUGGUGUGAUAGAUUCAAAGAACGAUAAGUCUUGGACCUGGUUCUUUGAGCAUUUCAAACAAGCUUAUGGGAAUAGGGAUAACAUGUGUGUUGUAUCAGACAAACAUGAGAACAUCAUUAAGGCGAUUGAGUUUGAUAAGCUGAUAGAGAAGAUUGAGAAGGUUGAUUUUCGGGUAAAAGAGUACUUGGAGGAUGCUGGAAGGGAAAAGUGGGCUCGACUGUAUUUACCCGUUAACAGAGGAUGGACAAUGACGUCAAAUAUAGCCGAAUGUAUUAAUGGAAAAUUGGUAGCAGCAAGAGAGUUGCCUGUUUUCGAUUUUCUUGAAGAAGUUGAACCAUCAACUGAAUAUGUGUAUACCAUAAAGGAUGAGGCAAGGCGAUUCAUAAUUGAUCUUAAAAAGAAAACAUGCAGUUGUCGGAUGUUCCAAAAGGACGAGAUACCAUGUCCACAUGCAUGGGCUGUAUUGAAGAUUAAAAGUCUUAUGCCUGAUGAAUAUUGUUCAGACCUAUUCAAACCAAAGACAGUGAUUAAGACGUAUGAUGUGCCUGUGGAUCCUCUGCCUGAUGAGAGUGAGUGGAAUAUUCCCACACACAUAUGCGAUGAAGUUGUUUUGCCACCAAGAUACAAGAGACCCCCGGGAAGGCCAAAGAAAAAGCGAGAUAAACCAUUAAUGGAGACGAUGAUUGGUAAACGUAGGAAUGCUUGUAGUACUUGUGGACGUCUUGGUCACAAUAGACGUUCUUGUCCCAAUGAGCCACGUAAGAAGUAG